This is a messenger RNA of Coregonus sp. 'balchen', 1970 nucleotides long. Lineage: Eukaryota; Metazoa; Chordata; Actinopteri; Salmoniformes; Salmonidae. The record is from the annotation of a GenBank genome assembly.
UAGGCCCUGAUUUGGUUUAUUUUGGUAGACAAGGGCAAAUGGUCCAGUUAAAGUUGUUUUUGGGACGAAAUGGCAAGGUUUUUGAGAGCUAACGUUAGGAGUCUCCUCACCACACAGCUAAGGAUGGCAUCUGACCAGGUAAAAAGGCACCACAUAUGAUUAGACCACCACGUUUCGCUGCUAAUACAGUCUAAAGUUACAAUGAAACGAGUGGUAUUCAAUUGUCAAGUGAUUUCGCUAUGGCCUUCGACUAUUUGUAAUGCUCUUGUUAUUAUCUAUUCUAAUGUUGCAAUGUUUAGCUGGUAUUUGGAACGUUCUUAUACAAAUUGUAGCAAACGACUAUACUGACGCCCGUUCUAUGAAGCGAAAUAGCUUUGUAAGCAGCUCAAUAUAUCAAGUUAGUUGAAAGCCAAGUAAACAUUUUUCGAGAAAGAUACACCUCGGUCUAAUGUGUGUAUGGAAUUUGGUUGAAUGCAUCCAUCUAUGAAUGGUUAUUGAAGCAAGUCUCUGAUGCUACAGUUGUUGCACACAAUGGUCAGAGUUUUUUUUUAAAGCCAUUGUUGACAUUCUCUGGUAAAUUCUGUUGGUAUUUUCAGUCAACAUUAAAGGGGGAAGUUUUUCAUUGGGACAUGAAAAUCAGUGUAUGAAUGAUUUGAGGCUACAUAGCCUAACCUUUCGCAAUGAAUGACAUAAUAGAUUACAGUGUUCCACGUGCAAAAAGCUCCCUACUUCAAUACGUGCUUUAGCUAAUUCAGCUGCAUGUCAUGUGACACAAUUCAUGAGGAUAACCAAUAGAGAUGUACAGAGGACUCAACUUGGAAAUAACCUGUUUUAGCAUGGACAUUGCCAUUGAGGGCUUCCACCAUUUUAAAGUAGUAAACUGGACUGAGAUUUCUAUGGUUUGGGUGCAAUCAGCCAUGAUCAGAGCAUUGUCUUCUUUAAAUUGGGUGCUAUGGUUUGUAAAUGGCUUUACCACCACCAUCUAGUGGCCACAACAAAUGAAUGACACGAUUUGGUUCAGGACUCCAGCAUUGCAGCUGGCAGUAAAUCACCAAUAUUAGCUUUACACUUUUUUCAAACAUAGAAAGAUAAUUGACUACAUUAAAAUGGAGGUAGCCUCAUUGGCGCUGCCCAUGCUGUCAGACGCCAUAAUGGCACAGAUGCAAAGAUGAUACCUCUUUCCAUCUCUGUGAUAACCCUUUACUUCUAUAUACUGUAUGCUGAUAACAGCCUAGCCUUUACCAUUGUAAAACGAAAGCUUUAUGCAAUGUGGAGGUCAUAGUUUUUUUUCUCUAACAAAAGUUGUGUAUAACACAACAUACCAAUCUCAUACAUGUUUCUUUGUAGGAGUAUCUUGUUAUUCUUAUAUGUUCACCUGUUGAUUCAUCUUCAUGUACCAGCUGGGUGAGUUGGGCAAAGGUGCAGGGAAAGGAGGAGGUGGCGGAGGAUCUGUCAGAGAGGCAGGAGGAGCCCUCGGAAAGAAACAGGCAGCAGAGGAGGAAAUGUACUUCAGGUGAGUUGGGACUUACAGUAUACUGUACGUCCAAUAGGUGGUAGACUUAUUUGGUUGCCAAAAUUGACACGGUAUAUUUACUUAUAGAGGCUUUGUGGCAGUCUGCCGGGCCUGUAUUCAUACUGUGUGUCCUCAAUGUACCUCACACUUUCCUAUCUCCCUCUACAGACGUAAAGAGCAGGAACAGUUGGCUGCACUAAAGCAGCAUCACCAAGAGGAGAUUGACCACCACAAGAAGGAGAUUUCGAGGCUGCAGAGUGAGAUUGACCGUCACAAGGGAAAAAUUAGGAAAUUGAAGCAUGAUGACUGAGACUCACUCCAUUAGAAUAAAGGCCAGGGAUUCACUAUUGCCAAACCCUAGUCAUUGCCUGCACUGUCUCUCUGAGCAGCUCUGUGUAUGUGUGAUUGAUUGUUCUGUAUAUGCUUGAGGGUAUUAAACAUUUAUUUGAAAUGGUUA